AGGGUACCUAGUAGUAUAAGCAAGCAUAAGAGCAUAAAACUUACUAAGAUAUCAUGCAUAAAUUGUAGGUAUUAGGCAUAACUAUAAUCAGGCUAUGCCUCUUAGGGAUUAGUGCGCACACGCACAAUUCCCACCUGUCCAAAACUUCUACAACUUUCAUCGCCGCCCCACCAUGUUCAACUUUUUCCCUCUUUUGAAUUUUGACCAUCGUGAAAGGACUCGAUUCGAUUUCCUCGCGACCAAUAACUUCCAAGAUGGAUUCCGAAGACCCCCAAGAGAGACCUGAGGAUAUUACCAGCAUCAUCAAUGGUUUAGAGAGAUAUAACCCCGAGGCUGUAGGCCACCUUGAGGACUACCUGCGCCUUCAAUGCGAGAGCCGAUACACAGACUCCAACGCAAACCGGACAUUACUGAAGCUAUACCAACUCAACCCUGACCGCGUCAAGGAUGAGGUCAUCACGAAUGUUCUAGUGAAAGCCUUGACAUGCUUUCCUUCGCCACAAUUCGCUUUGGCGCUACACCUCAUCCCUCCAUCCCUCUUGGCACCUAACUCGCGAGCCGAACUACCUGAGGCCAUCACCAAGCUGCGAGAACUGAGCAACCAACUUCAAGGAGCACAAUACGCGCGUUUCUGGGCGACGUUGGACUCGGACGACCUAUAUGCCGAUCUUACUACCGAUAUCGAUGGAUUUGAGGAGCUCAUCCGUGUACGCAUCGCCACACUCGUCAGCCACGCCUACCGUGAGAUCGAGUUGUCUGUUCUAGAGCAGUGGCUAGGUCUAGAAGGCCAAGCCGCUCUCAAGUUCGUUACCGAGACAGCUGGCUGGAAGGUUGACGACAACAACCUAGUCCAGAUCCCCAAGAACCCUGAGAAUGAGGCCAAAAAGACCGAGGUCCGUGAGGAUGUCAACGUGGACAUGUUCUCGAGAGUCAUCAGAAGGGCUUGGGAAGAAACCAUAUAAGUAAUGCGUUUGACGAUUCUGGCGAUGACAAAAGGGCGAAGGUGACGGUACAAACCAGCAUUGGGAAAAAAGGCUUUAUAGUCAAAGUCUUUGGCGUUACGGGCGACAGUUCAGGGAUCCUGAACCUUGAUGUGUACUGCUUAUUCCGCCGUUUAUGAAUAGGCGGCUACGAGUAUCAGAAAUGAAUAAACACUACGAACUGACAAA
Molecule: messenger RNA, 1169 nt
Organism: Hypoxylon fragiforme
Lineage: Eukaryota; Fungi; Ascomycota; Sordariomycetes; Xylariales; Hypoxylaceae
Product: armadillo-type protein
Exons: 2
Coding region: 255-962 (235 amino acids)
Biological process (GO): regulation of translational initiation
Cellular component (GO): cytoplasm; eukaryotic translation initiation factor 3 complex
Molecular function (GO): ribosome binding; translation initiation factor activity
Source: RefSeq, a predicted model, not a curated record